Rhizoctonia solani is the source of this 774-nucleotide messenger RNA. Its product is annotated as pectate lyase. Bases 1 to 774 code for a protein of 257 amino acids. The record is from RefSeq and is a predicted model, not a curated record. The transcript has 6 exons. NCBI's taxonomy places the organism in Eukaryota, Fungi, Basidiomycota, Agaricomycetes, Cantharellales, Ceratobasidiaceae. Gene Ontology annotation, molecular function: pectate lyase activity. Gene Ontology annotation, cellular component: extracellular region. Gene Ontology annotation, biological process: pectin catabolic process.
AUGGUCUCCAUCGCGCUCACUGCUAUUGCUGCCCUUGCUGGUUUUCUCGCUCAGGGAGCUGUUGCCGUGCCCUCCCCAGUUGCUGAUGCUGAGGGCAAUUACAUCAAACGCGCUGCCAGCUGCACAUUCCCAUCUCCUCCCAAGACCUCAAGCUUGAGUGCCGCCAAGACUAUCACUGGUACCUUUGAUGGUGGAAAUGUCCGCUACGACCGUGGCAAGGGUGCUUGUACUGGCCAAAAGGAAGGUGGAGACAAGGAUGCCGUAUUUAUCCUUGAGUCGGGAGCUACUAUUCAAAACGUGGUUAUUGGUGCUGAUCAGGCUGAAGGUAUACACUGCCUCGGCCCGUGUACUAUCCGCAACGUCUGGUUCGAAGAUGUAUGUGAAGAUGCAAUCACCAUCAAACAAAGCUCAGGCACUUCCAACAUCAUUGGUGGUGGUGCCAAGAGCGCUGAUGACAAAGUAGUCCAACAUAACGGCGGUGGACAUGUCAAAAUUGACUCCUACUGUGUUCAGGACUUCGGAAAGCUCUAUCGCUCAUGCGGGAACUGCAAGACCCAAUACAAGCGCACCGUAUCCAUCAGCAAUAUUACCGCGAAGAACGGAAAACUACUUGCUGGCGUAAACUCGAACUACGGGGAUGUUGCUACUAUCAAUACCGGCUCCAACUCCUAUAGCAGUCUGAAGUCGGUCUGCGACACUUUCGAGGGUAACAAUAGCGGGAAGGAGCCCAAGACACUUACCAAGAACACCAAGAACACUAACUGCGCGUUCUAA